Molecule: messenger RNA, 1341 nt
Organism: Danio aesculapii
Lineage: Eukaryota; Metazoa; Chordata; Actinopteri; Cypriniformes; Danionidae
Gene: ddit4
Product: DNA-damage-inducible transcript 4
Exons: 3
Coding region: 172-834 (220 amino acids)
Biological process (GO): negative regulation of TOR signaling; apoptotic process; response to hypoxia
Cellular component (GO): cytoplasm
Molecular function (GO): 14-3-3 protein binding
Source: RefSeq, a predicted model, not a curated record
UGUUAACGGGUUGCGUCAGUGUUUUGCAGGAUCUCUGCAGACUCCAGCAGCUGCUGCACUCAAUCCGCUUCUCACACACGCCUUUGUUCGCUCUUAGUCUUUGUUACGGACUAUUUCAUCUACAGAAAAGCCAUCACACCGGAGGACACGCUGCUUGAUAUCGACUGAACAAUGCAAGAUCAGUUGAUUUCCAGCCUUUCAUCUGAAGAUUCCAGUCCAUCCACACCGACAUCUGAUGCUCCAUCGAAACGCUUAUCCUGGAGCAAACUCAUGCAGAAACUGCACAGCAGCCAGAGCCUGGACUCUGACUCCGACAACCACAGCAGCACCGACGACUCCUCAGAUUCAGGUUCCAUAUGCAUCCCGGAUCUCUCCCAAUCUGAGUUUUUCGACCCCACUGAAGAGGCGUUGUGUAAAGAAGUGGUGCAACUCAUUGCACUUAACCUGACUGAUGCAAAAGACGGCGUGCUGCACUGCUCCAAGCUCCUGAUUCCCGAAAAGCUGCUGGAGCACAUCGGUCAGGAGCUGGUGCAUCUGUCGGUCAGCGAGCCCUGCGGUCUGCGCGGCGCUCUCAUCGACCUGUGUGUGGAGCAGGACGGCAGCUGCCAGGCUGCAGCACAAAUCGCCGUCGACCCCUACCUAGUGCCAACUUUCCAGCUAACGCUAGUGCUGAGGCUGGACUCCCGGGGCCUGUGGCCUAAAAUCCAAGGUCUGUUCGCAGGCAGAUCUCCAGCGUCACCGGCGGUCAGACGCGCACUUAGACUGAGCACUGGAUUCAGAGCUAUUAAAAGAAAACUGUACAGCUCAGAAGAGCUCCUGAUUGAAGAAUGCUGACUCCAAAACAGAACUUUUAAUCGUUUUUAAAACGAGCCUGUUGUAAGCGUUUGGACUCCUCCGUUUGAGUGUGUGCAAGACGCCGGAGGUUACAAUCAUGUUGUACGACUGAUCAGUCCAGUAUGCAGAUUUAGGGUGUAUGAAGAGACUUUAACACGUUUAUGUUGCACUUUUGCUGACGUUCUAGUGAAGCAGGAGUUUUCUCGGCUGCUGUUGAAAUGUUUACCUCAGGUUUCUGGAAACCAGAUGUGGCAGCUAUUGUUCACGCAGUGGUCUAGCUUACUUUGAUGAAAGUUCAUUAUGUUUAAGUGCCAGUUUGUUCAAAGAUUCAGUUCUUGUGCCCUUAGAUCAAAUGGAGGAGGUGCUUUUUGUUUUUAUAUGAUAUUUUUUUUUAAGCAGUCUCAUGCAUACUCCAUGCAUCUUAUUUAUUUGAUAUUCAAAUGCAUCAUGUUCUGUUUUUUGUACUCGAAAGAAAUGCAGAAAAUAAAUUAUCUUUUUUGAAGAGAA